Messenger RNA from Aplysia californica (California sea hare), 865 nucleotides. RefSeq lists its product as uncharacterized. Gene Ontology annotation, molecular function: acetate:proton symporter activity. Gene Ontology annotation, biological process: succinate transmembrane transport; acetate transmembrane transport. The transcript has 2 exons. Gene Ontology annotation, cellular component: plasma membrane. NCBI's taxonomy places the organism in Eukaryota, Metazoa, Mollusca, Gastropoda, Aplysiida, Aplysiidae. The annotation marks the transcript as partial. The record is from RefSeq and is a predicted model, not a curated record.
GCGUGCAUCUGAUUAUCGUGGGUGGCGUGCUCCAGGUGAUAGCUGGCGUCUUGUCUUUCCGGCGAUGGGACCAUCUGACUGGGACUGCCUUCAUCGUGUUUGCUUCUAUGUGGAGCGCUAUGGGCAUAGGACGAAUACUGGCAAGUCAAGAUGGGGCGGAUCCAGAAGCCUUACGCCUUGGACAGCUUCCAGGCAUGGUUGGUUUCAUGGCUGUCGCCAUCAUUCUGUGCGUCUGCGCAGUGACAGUCAACUACAUCCUUCCGCCUGUUCUGGUCGCCAUCUUAAUGACGCUGAUUUUUGAGGCGGUGGGAGCUUUCUUUGACUGGGGGCGCCGGGUGGCUGCAGGUUUCGAACUCUUUAUCGUGAUAACAGGUGUCUACGCUGUUGUGGUCAUGAUGCUGAAAGGCAUCAGUCAGAGAUACAUUCUUCCAGGUUUCGGAAAUGCCAUCUACGACCCUCUUCUCAUCCAGAGUAGAGGUGCACCAACAGCGAGGAACGAAAGGAAGAAGAUCACAAAAUACGCCGAGCCCAUGGGGAUGGGUUUCCUUGGUAACGUUGUGCCUUCCGUCGUCUUAGCCUUCCACCAUCUUGGUUACUUCAACGACUUCCGGCCCGCCAUUGCUAUGUUCAUUUUCAGCGCAUUGUGUCAGAUGUUGGCAAGUUUCUACUCUUUCCUGCGCCACGACUUUUUCCACGCCAUCAGCUUCGUCAUUUACGCCACUUUCUGGAAUUCCAGGGCUAUUCUGCAACUUCUCAUCUCGUUGAACUUUCCUCAGAUUUUCGACUCUAGGGUCAAUUUUUAUGGCCAAUGGACGUUGAUCAUCAUUAUCAUGGUCCUGACCUUGAUGUCUGCCGCCCAUAACAG